UCGACGGGGAGGAGGAGAGAGAGAGGGAGGAAGGAAAGGCUCUCCAGCUGUGGGGAGAAUGUCUGGGGGGUUGUCCGGGUCCGAGGCUGCCCCGCUCCCCCCGGGCUUCGCCAAGAGGAUUUUGGUGACCGGCGGCGCGGGCUUCAUUGCAUCUCAUGUAGUGGUUUCCCUUGUAGAGAAGCAUCCAAACUAUAUGAUUAUUAAUCUUGAUAAGCUGGACUAUUGUGCAAGCUUAAAAAAUCUUGAGAGAGUUUCUGAGAGACAGAACUACAAGUUUAUCCAGGGGGAUAUCUGUGAACCCAAUUUUGUAAAAGAAUUAUUUGAGGCUGAGAAAUUUGAUAUAGUGCUACAUUUUGCAGCUCAAACACAUGUAGAUCUUUCUUUCUGGCAUAAGCUUGAAUUCAACUAUGUCAACGUUUAUGGAACUUGCAUUCUGGUCGGUGCUGCUUAUGAGGCUAAUGUGGAGAAGUUCAUAUAUGUCAGUACUGAUGAAGUUUAUGGGGGAAGCUACAACAAGGAAUUUGAUGAAUCCUCAUCUAAAAAACCGUCAAAUCCUUAUGCAGCUUCUAAGGCGGCGGCUGAAUGCAUUGUCCAGUCAUAUUGGGAAAGAUACCAGUUUCCAGUGGUUAUCACGCGGAGCAGCAAUGUUUAUGGACCCCAUCAGUUUCCAGAAAAAGUUAUUCCAAAGUUCAUUUCUCGCUUGCAGCAGAACAGAAAAUGCUGUAUUCAUGGCUCAGGACUUCAGAGAAGAAAUUUUCUUUAUGCCAGUGACGUAGCCGAAGCAUUUCUUACUGUUAUGAAGAAGGGGCAGCCAGGGGAAAUCUACAACAUUGGGACCAGCUUUGAGAUGUCGAUUGCACAACUUGCAAAGGAAUUAAUCCAUCUAAUUAAAAAUACCAGUUCUGAAGCAGAGACAGAAUAUUGGAUGGAUUAUGUUAAAGACAGGCCUACGAAUGACUUGGGAUAUCCAAUGAAUUCUGGAAAAAUGCACAGCUUGGGCUGGAGACCUAAAGUGCCUUGGAAUGAAGGAAUAAAGAAAACCAUUGAAUGGUAUCAAGAAAACUUCCACAACUGGAAGAAUGCGGAGAAAGCUUUGGAGCCUUUUCCUGUUGCUGAAGAAUCGGUAUGAUUUAGUCUGCGGCAAAGUUGUGAAGAAAAAUAAUAAUGAAGGAAAACAUUCUACCUCAAGAUCAUCACAUUAUUGAAAAACUGUACUCAAGCAGCAAAAUGGGAUUGUAUUCAUAGAAUGUCAACUAUCAAUAAUAUGAAGAAAGACAAUGGAGUACAAUUUUACAGUAUGGGCUGUAAGGGCUAACGCCUUUUAAUCAGCAUUCCAGUGCAAUAUUGAAGCUUUAAUAUUUUUCUAUAAAAAUAAUAAUUGAAUUGGAGCAAUUUUUAUUAAAUAAUGCACUUUUUAAUACAA
Podarcis raffonei (Aeolian wall lizard) is the source of this 1423-nucleotide messenger RNA. RefSeq names its product TDP-glucose 4,6-dehydratase (gene TGDS). The record is from RefSeq and is a predicted model, not a curated record. Bases 59 to 1129 code for a protein of 356 amino acids. The transcript has 12 exons. Gene Ontology annotation, biological process: nucleotide-sugar metabolic process. Gene Ontology annotation, molecular function: dTDP-glucose 4,6-dehydratase activity. Lineage: Eukaryota; Metazoa; Chordata; Lepidosauria; Squamata; Lacertidae.